Molecule: messenger RNA, 1073 nt
Organism: Zonotrichia albicollis (white-throated sparrow)
Lineage: Eukaryota; Metazoa; Chordata; Aves; Passeriformes; Passerellidae
Source: RefSeq, a predicted model, not a curated record
UUGGCUAUUUUCUCUCUCAGGGGAAUAAACUUUGGGGUGGAAGAUUCAGUGGAAGCACAGAUCCCAUCAUGGAGAUGCUCAAUGCCUCCAUCAGCUAUGACCAGAGGCUGGCUGAGGUGGACAUCCAGGGCAGCAUGGCUUAUGCCAAAGCCUUGGAGAAGGCUGGAAUCCUGUCUAAAGCUGAGCUAGAGAAGAUCCUGGCUGGCCUGGAAAAGAUCUCUGAGGAAUGGUCCAAGGGAGUGUUUGCUGUGAUCCAGACUGAUGAGGACAUCCACACUGCCAACGAGCGCAGGCUGAAGGAGCUGAUUGGAGACGUAGCUGGGAAGCUGCACACUGGCAGAAGCAGGAAUGAUCAGGUUGUGACUGACCUGAAGCUGUUCAUGAGGAAUUCCCUUUCCAUCAUCUCCACGCACCUCCUGAGGCUCACUGAGACCCUGGUGGAACGUGCUGCCAUAGAAAUCGAUGUGAUCCUGCCUGGCUACACCCACCUGCAGAAAGCUCAGCCCAUCCGAUGGAGCCAGUUCUUGCUCAGCCAUGCUGUUGCUCUGACCCGUGAUUCUGAGCGCCUGGGAGAGGUGAAGAGGAGGAUCAAUGUCUUGCCUUUGGGAAGUGGAGCUCUGGCUGGAAACGCCCUGGGAAUUGACAGAGAGCUGCUGUGCAGUGAGCUGGACUUUGCUUCCAUCAGCCUGAACAGCAUGGAUGCCGUCAGCGAGAGGGACUUUGUGGUGGAAUUCCUCUCUGCUGCCACCCUGCUGAUGAUCCACCUGAGCAAGAUGGCCGAGGAUCUCAUCAUCUACAGCACCAGCGAGUUUGGCUUCCUGACCCUCUCUGAUGCCUACAGCACUGGCAGCAGCCUGAUGCCUCAGAAGAAGAACCCCGACAGUCUGGAGCUGAUCCGCAGCAAAGCCGGGCGAGUGUUCGGCCGGGUGAGCCCCAAAGAGGAGGAGGAGGGAGAGGAAGCUGCUCCUUUACCAAUCCCAUCUGCAGUUUUGGGAUUGGUAAUUAAAAAUUUCCUGAUUAAUGGAUCUGCCCCACACCGUGUUGUGAUGGAGUUCGCAGGGGUCUUAGGAUGA